This is a messenger RNA of Sturnus vulgaris (Common starling), 2054 nucleotides long. RefSeq names its product deoxyribodipyrimidine photo-lyase-like. Gene Ontology annotation, molecular function: deoxyribodipyrimidine photo-lyase activity. The record is from RefSeq and is a predicted model, not a curated record. NCBI's taxonomy places the organism in Eukaryota, Metazoa, Chordata, Aves, Passeriformes, Sturnidae. Gene Ontology annotation, biological process: photoreactive repair.
ACCGGGACCUCAGCGGGCGCGCAGCUCCGGGCGGUGCUGAGGAUGCGGCGGGGACGGGGGAAGCGAAAGGCCGAGGUGACAGAGGUGCCGCCCUUGUCUCGGAGGAGGACGGAGGAAGAGGAGGCGAUACAGAACGCCCGUCGGAGGGCGGCCCCGUCCGUUCGAGAGUUCAAGUACAACAAAAAGCGGGUUCGCCUUGUCUCUCAGGUCUCGGACCUGAAGGAUGAUGCUCGGUGCAUCCUUUACUGGAUGUGCCGGGAUCAGCGAGUGCAAGAUAAUUGGGCUUUCCUCUACGCCCAGCGCCUGGCCCUCAAACAGGAGCUGCCUCUGCACGUCUGCUUCUGCUUGGUGCCCAAAUUUCUGGAGGCCACCAUCCGCCACUACAGGUUCAUGCUGAGGGGAUUGCAGGAGGUAGCGCAGGAGUGUGCAGAGCUGAACAUCUCCUUCCACUUGCUGCUGGGCUAUGCCAAGGAUGUGCUGCCCACGUUUGUGGCAGAGCAUGGUGUGGGUGGGCUGGUGACAGACUUCAGUCCCCUCCGCCUCCCCCGGCAGUGGGUAGAGGACGUCAGGGAGCGGUUGCCAGAGGAUGUGCCAUUUGCACAGGUUGAUGCCCACAACAUCGUGCCCUGCUGGGUCACCUCCCCCAAGCAGGAGUACAGUGCCAGGACCAUCCGGGGCAAGAUCCACGCUCAGCUCCCCGAGUUCCUCACCGAGUUUCCCCCUGUUGUUCAUCACCCAUAUCAGCCCUCCUGCCCAGCAGAGCCCAUUGCUUGGGAGGCCUGCUAUUCCAGCUUGCAGGUGGACCACACCGUGAAGGAGGUGGAGUGGGCAACCCCUGGCACAGCUGCAGGGAUGGCUGUGCUGAAGUCCUUCAUUGCAGAGAGGCUGAAAUCCUUCAGCACCCACAGGAAUGACCCCAACAAGGCAGCUCUCAGCAACCUGUCCCCGUGGCUUCACUUCGGCCAGGUUUCCACCCAAAGAGCCAUCCUGGAGGUGCAGAAGCACCGGCGCAAUUACAAGGACUCAGUGGAUGCAUUUGUGGAGGAGGCUGUGGUACGGCGGGAGCUGGCUGAAAACUUCUGCUACUACAAUGAGAACUACGACAGUGUGCAGGGUGCCUAUGACUGGGCUCAAACCACUCUGAAGCUCCACGCCAAAGACAAGAGGCCUUACCUGUACAGUCUGCAGGAGCUGGAGCAGGGAGCCACACAUGACCCACUGUGGAAUGCUGCCCAGCUGCAGAUGGUCUGGGAGGGCAAGAUGCACGGCUUCCUGCGGAUGUACUGGGCCAAGAAGAUCCUGGAGUGGACGCGAUCCCCUGAGGAGGCCCUGCAGUUUGCCAUUUACCUCAACGACCGCUACGAGCUGGACGGGAGGGACCCCAAUGGAUACGUAGGCUGCCUGUGGUCCAUCUGCGGCAUUCACGACCAGGGCUGGGCGGAGCGGCCCAUCUUUGGCAAGAUUCGCUACAUGAACUACGCCGGCUGCAAGCGCAAGUUCGAUGUGGACCAGUUUGAGCGUCGCUACGCCCCCACACAGCCCCAGUGAUCCUCUGUGCUGGGGCAGAUGUGCCUUUGCCAAGCUGCCAGCUUGCAAGGAUCACCCAGUGAUAUUGAAGGGCUCCCUGUAGCAGCAGCAGACUCCAGGGUUUUGCGGGUCUUUGCCAUCACCCACUGCUCGAGUUGCCACACUGGGGCACCUGCUGGAGCCCUUUUUGCUGCCACAGGUUUGCUGGCAGCUGUGAGAGCCCAUCUUCAGCAUGCCUGUGCCUGCCAGAAACCUCUUCUACAACCACGGUUCUCAGGAGUAGCCCAGGUCACUAUUGUUGCUGGUAAGCACAGCUGAGAUUGGGGCUGAGCAGGGUGUUCCUAGGGAAAAGCCCCCAGGAAGAGGCUCUUCAUGGAGCCAGUGCUGUCAGACAUAUCUUUCAAAAAUUGUUGUAGAGUUUACAGUUUCUAUCACCUGUGUUGAUGGUGUUUAUGGGGAGAUGCACAACACUGCUGUGAAGGGAGAACUGGGUGGCAUGGGAUGGGGAUGCAAGCACGGACAGUGCA